ACACACACACACACACACACACAGACAGUCAUGGCGAUCAGGUGGGGAAUCUGCAGCGCUGGGAAAAUCAGUAAUGACUUCACAGUGGCCCUGAGGACUCUCCCAGCAGAGAAUCAUCAGGUGUUAGCGGUGGCUGCUCGUGAUCUGAAGCACGCUCAGGAGUUUGCUCUGAAGCACAGCAUCCCGAGAUCCUACGGAAGCUACGAGGAUCUGGCCAAAGACCCCGAGAUCGACGUGGUUUACGUGGGCAGCAUCCACCCUCAUCAUCUGUCGCUGGGCGUCCUCUUCAUGAACGCUAAGAAGAACGUCCUGUGUGAGAAACCGCUGGCCAUGAACCUGAAGGAGGUCCGGGAGCUGAUCUCCUCGGCCCAGGACAACCGCGUCUUCCUCAUGGAGGCCGUCUGGACGCGCUUCUUCCCGGCGUCUCUGGAGAUCAGCCGCCUCCUGUCCCGGGCCGAGCUGGGCGAGCUGAAGCUGGUGCGAGCGGACUUCGGCGUCCCCCUCGCUCACGUCCCUCGCUCCGUCCAGAGAGAGCUGGGAGGAGGAGCGCUGCUGGACAUCGGCAUCUACUGCCUGCAGUUUGUGCUCAUGGUGUACGACGGAGAGAAACCAGAGACCGUACGAGCCACAGGAGUCCGUCUGGACACCGGUGUGGACGAGGCCAUGGUGGUCACCCUGAAGUUCUCCGGUCAGCGGCUGGCCGUCUGCUCCUGCUCCAUCGCCGCCGAGCUCCCGAACGAGGCCCUGAUCGUCGGGACUCAAGGCACCAUCAAGGUCCCGGCUCACAUGUGGUGUCCGACGGCUCUGCUGGUGAACGGUCAGGAGACUCAGUAUCCUCUACCAGAACCCUCUCUACCCCUCAACUUCAUCAACAGCACCGGCAUGAGGUACGAGGCAGAGGAGGUCCGCCGCUGCUUACUCCACGGUCUGAAGGAGAGCUCGCGCAUGUCUCACGCGGACUCGGCUCUGCUCGCGGAGAUCAUGGACGAGGCCCGUCGGCAGGUGGGCGUGGUCUACAGCCAGGACAGCCAAUGAGCUUCUCGGCACGUCGUCACCUUUACAGCAGUGCUGCUCUUUUGUAUUGAUUCAA
Messenger RNA from Puntigrus tetrazona (Sumatra barb), 1090 nucleotides. RefSeq names its product dihydrodiol dehydrogenase, tandem duplicate 2 (gene dhdh.2). The record is from RefSeq and is a predicted model, not a curated record. The transcript is spliced from 7 exons. NCBI's taxonomy places the organism in Eukaryota, Metazoa, Chordata, Actinopteri, Cypriniformes, Cyprinidae. Gene Ontology annotation, molecular function: nucleotide binding. Bases 31 to 1035 code for a protein of 334 amino acids.